This is a messenger RNA of Symbiodinium necroappetens, 1576 nucleotides long. The record is from the annotation of a GenBank genome assembly. Lineage: Eukaryota; Dinophyceae; Suessiales; Symbiodiniaceae.
GUGCCUCGAAUGCUUCGUCUGCCAGCAUCACGACACCACCUCCUCGAGUCCGCAUCUUGCUAUAGGUGAUGAGCCGCUUUCUCCUCAAUCGGAUGCCCGGGCGAAGGGAUUGCAUUAUACGGUGAAAGAGAGGCGGUAUGGCUACGAAUGCUUGAUCUGUGGACUUCUGGGUGACAUUCGCUGGAUCAGAUCCAGCCCAUGCAAGCCGAAGGAUGCCCCGGACCCCGAAGCUUCCCUUGAUAAAACAGCAAUGGAGGCUAAAGCUCGGCAAGAACAGUAUGACCUCGAAAUGGCACGAGAGCUCUAUCGACUUCAAGUGGAGGAGAAGGAGCUGGAACAGAUGUUGGUUUUGCAACAGCUGGAAAACGAGGAACAGCUUUUGCAGGGCUUGCUGAACGAGAAACGAGCACUUGAAAUUGCUGAACUCGCAGCAGCAAAGGCCCUGAAGCCCAAACCUGCAAGCAAGCCGACUGAUGUGCCGAAAGAUGGUGACUUUGGCUACGACAACAUGGAGACCCAGGUGAUUCCGAGUGGCUCCAUGGAGGAGCUGCCACAUUCGAUUUCCGGUGCCUGUCAGCAAGCCGAGGAAUCAGUUGCCCCAGAGGGCGAAGUUGAUUCUGCUGUGGAGCUUAAGACUUCGGAUGGAGAUGCAGCACCAAUGGGUCCUGGUGUUGAUGUUGCUACAGAGCCUAAGACUUCGAAUGGAGAUGCAGCACCAGAGGGUGAUGUUGAUUCUGCUGCUACAGAGCAUAAGACUUCGGAUGGAGAUGCAGCACCAAAGGGUGAUGUUGAUUCUGCUACAGGGCCUAAGACUUCGAAUGGAGAUGCAGCACCUGUGCUGCCAGCAUGUCCUGUUCCGACACAGACCUCUCUGUCGCCGAAGCAGCAGGUCAAGCUCACGAAUGCCGCCCCAAGCAAGCGAGUGUCUAAGAAGCAGCCGCAGCCACACAAUAGCGACGACGAUGCCGGCGACGAAGCUGACGACAACGACGGCGACGACGAAGAAGAAGGUGACUCAGAGGCUGACUCUUCUGGUGGCUCAAAGACCAGAGCCAGGGCUGCUAAGGCUGGUCGUGGCAGGGGGAAAGCGGGCCGUGGUCGUGGUCGUUCGACCACGAAUCGUGGUCGUGGUGCCUCGACUAAGGGUCGUGGCCGUGGUGGUCGUGGUGGUUCGACAAAGGGCCGUGGUCGUGGGAACGGUUCUUGCAAAGAUACCGAGGUUGUCGAGGCCAGAGCUUCGUCGACGAAACGAGCCAAGAGCGAUCCUGAUGCCGAGCCCCGCAGCCGCAAAAAAAGCAAGGACUCCAAGAACACCGAGCCCGCUGAGGAGAGCACCGCAGGGAAGCCGAAAUCCAAAGCGAAAGCCAAGGCAGCCCCAAAGAAGGCGGCUGCACCGGAACCCUCCAAGCCGAAAAGAGCCCAGACCCCGAAUGGCGACGACGACGAUGAAGAGCGACGGAAGAAGUCCAGGAAGUCAUGUGCAUACCACAAAGCGAAGGCAGAUGCAAUCAAGGCAGGCCUCCCCGCAGACGUGGCCAAGCAAGCCGCACAACAUGCUUACAAGGAGACGGACUAG